Guillardia theta CCMP2712 is the source of this 750-nucleotide messenger RNA. RefSeq lists its product as hypothetical. The record is from RefSeq and is a predicted model, not a curated record. The transcript has a single exon. Bases 289 to 609 code for a protein of 106 amino acids. NCBI's taxonomy places the organism in Eukaryota, Cryptophyceae, Pyrenomonadales, Geminigeraceae.
CUGCUCAAAGAUCCUCCAUUCUCUCCUCCACACUGUCCUGCUCCCGCACGCCCCCCCCUCCCCCCCCCUCCUCCUCCUGCUCUUUCCCUUUCAUUCCGUACCCCAUACGUACCUAUCAUCUUCACGCCAAUCACAUCGAGAUUUGCCAGCUGCAUCUCUCCCUGCUUUCGUGUUCCAGCCUUUCCGCUACGCUGGAUCAGAACGCCCUGGACAAAGUAGCAGCAGCGUCGGAAACUCUCCUCUUCAAAAGGGUAAAGGAUGUGUUUCCCCGAACCGGUUUACAGUAGUAUGGCGUUCCAAAAGAAGAUCGAGCAGCUGCAUACUGAUUUCACUCACUUGGAACUAUCACGAAACUCAUCAGGAUCCGACUCAUGCCAAGCUGCGUCAGACGACCUAAUGCAAAUGUUUUGGAGUGAGCUGCCAGCAAAUGCGUGCCCGUCAUCGUCGGACAGUCCAAAGAAAAUCUGCAGUCACUGUUCAAGACUGAACUCGAAGGCCAUUGACUCGCAAGGCAAUGUUGAGUGUGCUGGAUGCUAUAGAUUCUUCAAAGACUCGCAAGACAGCUUGGAAGCAACAAUAGACGACCAUGGAAACUUCCGGUCUACAUGAUUGCGUUGAUCGAAUCGGCUGCUCUGGCCCAGGAUUGUGAUCGCGGACUGACUGGGUGACUGCUCCCGAGCCACAUUGCAACCGUUUGAGAUCUAUUGCUAGUGACCUGGAAAUUUUGAAAGCUGGAUCACAAGGUUAGUG